UGUUACAAAAAGAGCGCAGAAGAAGCUUCCACAGGUCGUAGUGACAGAGACAUGGCGGCCUUUAGUAAGUACUUGACAGCGAAGAACUCCUCCAUAGCAGGCGGUAUUUUGUUGUUUUUGUAUCUGCUCAAAGUGAGAAUACGGUCAGACAGGCAAAACAGGAGAACAGGCAGUUCAGCGUUGAUGCUGAACACAGAGAAAGAUGGCAAAAAGGACCGUGCAGCAGUGGACAAGGUGUUCUUCCUCCGACUGCUUCGUAUUCUGCGGAUUAUGGUGCCUCGCUUUUCUGCAUGGAGGUGUGUUACUACAGGCUGUCUCUUCCUAAUCGCUGUCAUGCUAGUCGCCAGGACCUACUGUGAUGUGUGGAUGAUCCAAAAUGGCACCAUGAUAGAAAGUGCAAUUAUUGGUCGCACAACUAAAGAUUUCAAGAGGACCUUGUUCAGCUUUAUCAAAUUCAUGCCUCUUGUAAGUGUCCUAUUUUUUUUUUCUCCUCUUGUUUGGGGGCUUAAUGAAUUGAAGCUUAGGUUUCGUGAGAGACUCACCAAGAACCUCUAUGAUCAGUAUCUGCAGGGUUUCACUUACUACAAAAUGGGAAAUCUGGACAACCGGAUAGCUAAUGCAGAUCAACUUCUCACACAGGAUGUGGAGAAGUUUUGCAACAGUGUGGUAGACCUCUACUCCAACCUCAGCAAGCCUCUCUUGGACAUUGGUUUGUACAUCUUCAAGCUGACAAGUGCCAUUGGUGCUCAGGGACCAGCCAUUAUGAUGGCCUAUUUGCUGAUCUCUGGUCUGUUCCUGACCAGACUGAGGAGACCCAUUGGGAAGAUGACUGUCACUGAACAACGCUUUGAGGGAGAGUACCGCUAUGUCAACUCUCGCCUAAUCACAAACAGCGAGGAGGUUGCUUUCUAUAACGGAAACUUGAGGGAAAAACAGAUCAUUCAUGCGACCUUCAAGAAACUGGUAGAUCACUUACAUAAUUUUAUAUUCUUUCGUUUCUCCAUGGGCUUUGUUGACAGCAUGAUUGCCAAGUAUGUGGCCACUGUGGUGGGCUACCUGGUGGUUAGCCGGCCAUUCCUAAACCUGGCCCACCCUCGACAUUUAAACAGCACACAUUCUGAGCUGCUGGAGGACUACUAUCAAAGUGGACGGAUGCUUCUGAGGAUGUCCCAGGCUUUGGGCAGGAUUGUAUUGGCUGGUCGUGAGAUGACCCGUCUGUCAGGGUUUACAUCUCGCAUCAAUGAGAUAAUGAAUGUCUUGAAUGAGCUCAACUCUGGCAAAUAUGAACGCACCAUGGUCUCUCAACAAGAGCGAGAAUCGGACCCUGCACAGAAGAUCAUAUUGGUGCCUGGAGCUGGCCAAAUUAUUAACAGAGACAACAUUAUCAAGUUUGACCACACUCCACUAGCAACACCGAAUGGAGACCUCCUCAUCAGAGACUUAAAUUUUGAGGUGAAGUCUGGCACCAAUGUUCUUGUUUGUGGACCAAAUGGCUGUGGAAAGAGCUCUCUGUUCAGAGUGCUUGGAGAGCUCUGGCCUUUGUUUGGAGGGCAGCUGACAAAACCAGAGAGAGGAAAACUCUUCUACGUUCCACAGAGACCCUACAUGACUCUUGGUUCUCUCAGGGACCAAGUCAUAUAUCCCGACACCCAUGAAGAGCAGAUGCAGAAAGGAAUCUCUGAUCAGGUGUUGAAGGAGUAUCUGAACAAUGUUCAGCUGGGUCACAUCUUGGACAGGGAGGGUAGCUGGGAUGCUGUACAGGACUGGAUGGACGUUCUCAGUGGAGGAGAGAAGCAGAGAAUGGCUAUGGCCAGACUGUUCUACCACAAGCCUCAGUUUGCUAUUCUAGAUGAGUGCACAAGUGCAGUGAGCGUAGACGUGGAGGAUUAUAUCUACAGUCACUGCCGCAAGGUUGGUAUCACCUUAUUCACAGUGUCCCACAGGAAGUCUCUGUGGAAACAUCACGAGUUUUACCUGCACAUGGAUGGAAGAGGAAACUAUGAGUUCAACCCAAUCACAGAGGAAACUGUGGAGUUUGGCUCAUAACCAUCUGACACCAGCUGAAAGUGCACUUCUGAUAAAGCCAGUCCAGUAAUUUUUAAAACCAUAAACAGAAGAAGGAAAUUGUUUUUAAUUGUAACUUUUUGCAUUCCAGCCUUUUUCCUUUACUUUUAUUCAAAAGCAUCACUUUAAAUCCUAAUGCACUGAGAUUGUUUCUACUAAGAGGUCUGUAGUCUAAUUUUAAGUCUUUGCUGCACACUUGGUCUUCACUGGAACAGCAGUUAGCUUUAUGUAGAUGAACUCAGGGCCACAGUGGCCACUGAGGCUUCAUUUCACACAGCAAACUGUAUUCUGCACAUUUAUGCACAGUAUGAAUGCACAGGGCGGUGGCAGCAGGCUGUCAGUCAUACUUCAGUGUGAUAUA
Molecule: messenger RNA, 2425 nt
Organism: Thalassophryne amazonica
Lineage: Eukaryota; Metazoa; Chordata; Actinopteri; Batrachoidiformes; Batrachoididae
Gene: abcd3a
Product: ATP-binding cassette, sub-family D (ALD), member 3a
Biological process (GO): long-chain fatty acid import into peroxisome; peroxisome organization; very long-chain fatty acid catabolic process
Cellular component (GO): peroxisomal membrane
Molecular function (GO): ATP binding; long-chain fatty acid transmembrane transporter activity; ATP hydrolysis activity
Source: RefSeq, a predicted model, not a curated record